Molecule: messenger RNA, 1546 nt
Organism: Myotis davidii
Lineage: Eukaryota; Metazoa; Chordata; Mammalia; Chiroptera; Vespertilionidae
Gene: VWA5A
Product: von Willebrand factor A domain containing 5A
Exons: 8
Source: RefSeq, a predicted model, not a curated record
CAUCUCAUGUGUCCUUAUUCUUUCUGAGUAGAUUCUUUGAUGGGAGAUCCAUCUGCGAUGGUGAGUUUCUACCCAAAUAUCCCAGAGGCUCAGUCACCAACGGCAUGUGGAGAAUUCGUCUUCCUCGUGGACCGCUCGGGAAGUAUGCAUUGUCCCAUGAAUAAUCAGGAUCUAUCUCAGCUGCGCAUAGUGGCGGCCAAGGAAACACUGAUUUGGCUGCUGAAGAGUUUGCCUGUAGGCUGUUAUUUCAACAUCUAUGGAUUUGGAUCGUCCUUUGAGUCCUUCUUUCCGUAAGUUUCUAGAAAGGCUACAGAGAGUUCAAAAAAAAAAAGAUCCUCUAAAACAGCGGUUCUCAACCUUCUGGCCCCACUCAAGGCCAUUUACAGUAGAACUUCCAUCCCAGGCCACCCUCUCCAGCUUUUUGUCUUCACAGAUGGAGAAGUGAACAACACAUUCAGUGUCAUUAGAGAAGUGAAAAGCAAUGGGCAGAGGCACAGGUGUUUCUCAUUUGGUAUUGGCGAAGGAGCCUCCACCAGCCUCAUAAAAGGCAUUGCCCGGGCAUCAGGGGGCGCGGCAGAAUUUAUCACAGGCAACGAGAGGAUGCAGUCGAAGGUGAAGGGCAGGCCUGUGUCCAGGGGGAUGUCCAGAGGGAGUGGGGGCAGGGGGCACCCUGCUCCAGCAGAGGCAACAGGGAAAGUUUGCCUCAAGUACACCCUCCAGGGCACGCAGUUUGAGAAUCAAGUGGCAUUUUCUCUACAGCCCAAGUCGGAUGCCAACCUCACCAUUCACCGCCUGGCUGCCAAGUCCUUCAUCCAGACCAAGGACGUGGGCUUCGAGGAGACUCCAGCCAAUGAUAAAAAAGAGGUGGUGAAAAUAAGCAUGGAGUGCGGCGUCAUAAGCUCCCACACGGCUUUCAUUGCCAUCAACAAGGAUCUCAACAAGCCGGUUCAGGGACCCCUGACUCGCAGUGACAUUCCAAGUCCAAUGCUAUUUGCUCAGCCGAUGAUGCUGUGUUCUCCUGGUAUGCCGAGUGGAGCUCGUGUUCAGAUGUGUGCUAGUUCUGCUCGGAUGGGUGGUGCUUCUGCUCCGAUGUUUGGUGCUCGUACUCCGAAAUCGGGGAUCAGCUUUAAAAAAAUGAAGAAACGUCUAAGGGGUGGUAAUCCUUUAUCAGUGAAACACCAGCCUGACGUGCAGCAGUAUGAUGAUCGCUGUGAUUCCAGUGAAAUACUAGGAUGUUCUUCCAACGACAUGACCGACAUGGAAACUAACCAUACAGGUGAGACGACCCUCAGUUCUCUCUCCUAAUCUAUGGGAACUGAAGAGCUCAUCUUCCGUGUUCUGCUGUCUUGUGGCGUUCUCUGCCCAGGACGUGAUCGGUUGGAGAAACGUCGGGGCAGAGGGUAAAAUGUCCCAGUCUUUUUGUCAGGGCCAGCCCCGCUUCCAUAGUCUACAACACAGGACACUGAAGCCUGCCCCAGUGGAGUUCAGGAUGAGCCCCUCUGCCAUCUCAUCAGCUCACACGCCUUGCCUACCAACAGGGACCCUC